AUGGAGGGUGGAGAUGCUUGGAGGAUGCUAAGAUGCGCUGGCGGUGUACAAGAUAAUACGAUAAUCAACCGGAUAAUGCUCAGAUUCAGGCCGAUUGCUCCAAAACCGGCGAACGGAGACUCGGUUUCCGGUGAUUCAACGUUUGGUAACAAGAACACGGGUGUUACAAGCAAGAGAGUAAAGAGAAAAUACGUUAGGGUUUGUAAGAGAAAUAAUACUAGGAGAAUAGCCUUGGAUGAAGCUAAAAAAGAUAACGCUGGAAAUAAGGGUUCCCCAAGUCUACAUCUGUUGCCAGAGAGUGCUGAUCUGGACAAAUCAACGGUUGGGGGUGAUAUUGAUCUCAGUCGGACAGCAGGUGAUAAUUAUCCUAUCCAGGACCCACCGUCCCCGUGCUUGAAGUUAAAGAAAAUGGUUGCAGCAGUGGGGCCGUCGGAUCAGACGGCGUUGAUAGCCUCCAGAGGUAGGACUAGGAGGGUUACGGUUUUGGAGUCACGUGUGACGGUGGAGAACGUGACGGACACUUGCAUGGAUGGAGGAGAGAUUGGGAACUUCACGGACGUGGAGAGAAUGAAGAAUCUUGAACAUGACACGUGUCCCAGUUUUGUAUCAGACGGUUGGAACCAUGUUUUAUGGGUGAACGAAGCUUACAAGAAAAUGGUGGGCGGAGGAACCGCCGUGGGGGUGGUGGUGAAAGAAGGGUUAGAGUUCCCACGGGGUUCUUUCUCAUGCCGAGUAGGGUUACAGUACGUUGAUGGAAAGGGAAAGAAGAAGCAGUGGAGAAUGGUUCCUUGCGACGUGUGGAAGAUGAGCUCAGGUGGGUUUGCUUGGAGGCUGGAUCUUAAGGCUGCUCUCACUUUGGGACUCUAA
Messenger RNA from Hibiscus syriacus, 867 nucleotides. RefSeq lists its product as uncharacterized. Bases 1 to 867 code for a protein of 288 amino acids. NCBI's taxonomy places the organism in Eukaryota, Viridiplantae, Streptophyta, Magnoliopsida, Malvales, Malvaceae. The transcript has a single exon. The record is from RefSeq and is a predicted model, not a curated record.